Molecule: messenger RNA, 5661 nt
Organism: Phytophthora sojae
Lineage: Eukaryota; Oomycota; Peronosporomycetes; Peronosporales; Peronosporaceae
Exons: 16
Coding region: 1-5661 (1886 amino acids)
Source: RefSeq, a predicted model, not a curated record
AUGUCCAAUGGACGUGAUUCUCUGGGGGCGGAAGCCAAGGACGCUGCCCCAGGCGCGGUGCCAAGUGUCAUCGGUACUUCGCGCGCUUCAGAUGAGAGUACUGCCUCGGGCGUUCAAACGUCUUAUGCUGUCGGUGAUCUUGGAUUUCAGGUAACCCGGACAGUCAUCCCGCCGCGUCUCGUGUCAGUCGACCAAGAUGACGUUGAAAUGGCAUCGUCGGUGUACUCUGACCCAGCGAUCGCACCCAGGAAGGCCGCGACGACUGCCGAGCCGAAACUCAGGGUCUCUGCCCCGACUUCGGGAUUUAGCGGCCCGAGGGAUGUCAGCGCCGAUGAGCGGAGUCAACACCAGAACUCUAAGCGCACACAGCAUGGACCGCCUCGCCCGCAAGUCCCGUCGACACCAUCCGCGCUGUCCACGCCGUCGCUGUCUUCUCUUCCAGCGUACAAGUCCUCGGCUAGUGCUUCACUCCAGAAUUCCACUCCCCUGAACUCCAUGUCCAAUGGACGUGAUUCUCUGGGGGCGGAAGCCAAGGACGCUGCCCCAGGCGCGGUGCCAAGUGUCAUCGGUACUUCGCGCGCUUCAGAUGAGAGUACUGCCUCGGGCGUUCAAACGUCUUAUGCUGUCGGUGAUCUUGGAUUUCAGGUAACCCGGACAGUCAUCCCGCCGCGUCUCGUGUCAGUCGACCAAGAUGACGUUGAAAUGGCAUCGUCGGUGUACUCUGACCCAGCGAUCGCACCCAGGAAGGCCGCGACGACUGCCGAGCCGAAACUCAGGGUCUCUGCCCCGACUUCGGGAUUUAGCGGCCCGAGGGAUGUCAGCGCCGAUGAGCGGAGUCAACACCAGAACUCUAAGCGCACACAGCAUGGACCGCCUCGCCCGCAAGUCCCGUCGACACCAUCCGCGCUGUCCACGCCGUCGCUGUCUUCUCUUCCAGCGUACAAGUCCUCGGCUAGUGCUUCACUCCAGAAUUCCACUCCCCUGAACUCCAUGUCCAAUGGACGUGAUUCUCUGGGGGCGGAAGCCAAGGACGCUGCCCCAGGCGCGGUGCCAAGUGUCAUCGGUACUUCGCGCGCUUCAGAUGAGAGUACUGCCUCGGGCGUUCAAACGUCUUAUGCUGUCGGUGAUCUUGGAUUUCAGGUAACCCGGACAGUCAUCCCGCCGCGUCUCGUGUCAGUCGACCAAGAUGACGUUGAAAUGGCAUCGUCGGUGUACUCUGACCCAGCGAUCGCACCCAGGAAGGCCGCGGCCCGAGGGAUGUCAGCGCCGAUGAGCGGAGUCAACACCAGAACUCUAAGCGCACACAGCAUGGACCGCCUCGCCCGCAAGUCCCGUCGACACCAUCCGCGCUGUCCACGCCGUCGCUGUCUUCUCUUCCAGCGUACAAGUGCUUCACUCCAGAAUUCCACUCCCCUGAACUCCAUGUCCAAUGGACGUGAUUCUCUGGGGGCGGAAGCCAAGGACGCUGCCCCAGGCGCGGUGCCAAGUGUCAUCGGUACUUCGCGCGCUUCAGAUGAGAGUACUGCCUCGGGCGUUCAAACGUCUUAUGCUGUCGGUGAUCUUGGAUUUCAGGUAACCCGGACAGUCAUCCCGCCGCGUCUCGUGUCAGUCGACCAAGAUGACGUUGAAAUGGCAUCGUCGGUGUACUCUGACCCAGCGAUCGCACCCAGGAAGGCCGCGACGACUGCCGAGCCGAAACUCAGGGUCUCUGCCCCGACUUCGGGAUUUAGCGGCCCGAGGGAUGUCAGCGCCGAUGAGCGGAGUCAACACCAGAACUCUAAGCGCACACAGCAUGGACCGCCUCGCCCGCAAGUCCCGUCGACACCAUCCGCGCUGUCCACGCCGUCGCUGUCUUCUCUUCCAGCGUACAAGUCCUCGGCUAGUGCUUCACUCCAGAAUUCCACUCCCCUGAACUCCAUGUCCAAUGGACGUGAUUCUCUGGGGGCGGAAGCCAAGGACGCUGCCCCAGGCGCGGUGCCAAGUGUCAUCGGUACUUCGCGCGCUUCAGAUAAGAGUACUGCCUCGGGCGUUCAAACGUCUUAUGCUGUCGGUGAUCUUGGAUUUCAGGUAACCCGGACAGUCAUCCCGCCGCGUCUCGUGUCAGUCGACCAAGAUGACGUUGAAAUGGCAUCGUCGGUGUACUCUGACCCAGCGAUCGCACCCAGGAAGGCCGCGACGACUGCCGAGCCGAAACUCAGGGUCUCUGCCCCGACUUCGGGAUUUAGCGGCCCGAGGGAUGUCAGCGCCGAUGAGCGGAGUCAACACCAGAACUCUAAGCGCACACAGCAUGGACCGCCUCGCCCGCAAGUCCCGUCGACACCAUCCGCGCUGUCCACGCCGUCGCUGUCUUCUCUUCCAGCGUACAAGUCCUCGGCUAGUGCUUCACUCCAGAAUUCCACUCCCCUGAACUCCAUGUCCAAUGGACGUGAUUCUCUGGGGGCGGAAGCCAAGGACGCUGCCCCAGGCGCGGUGCCAAGUGUCAUCGGUACUUCGCGCGCUUCAGAUGAGAGUACUGCCUCGGGCGUUCAAACGUCUUAUGCUGUCGGUGAUCUUGGAUUUCAGGUAACCCGGACAGUCAUCCCGCCGCGUCUCGUGUCAGUCGACCAAGAUGACGUUGAAAUGGCAUCGUCGGUGUACUCUGACCCAGCGAUCGCACCCAGGAAGGCCGCGACGACUGCCGAGCCGAAACUCAGGGUCUCUGCCCCGACUUCGGGAUUUAGCGGCCCGAGGGAUGUCAGCGCCGAUGAGCGGAGUCAACACCAGAACUCUAAGCGCACACAGCAUGGACCGCCUCGCCCGCAAGUCCCGUCGACACCAUCCGCGCUGUCCACGCCGUCGCUGUCUUCUCUUCCAGCGCACAAGUCCUCGGCUAGUGCUUCACUCCAGAAUUCCACUCCCCUGAACUCCAUGUCCAAUGGACGUGAUUCUCUGGGGGCGGAAGCCAAGGACGCUGCCCCAGGCGCGGUGCCAAGUGUCAUCGGUACUUCGCGCGCUUCAGAUGAGAGUACUGCCUCGGGCGUUCAAACGUCUUAUGCUGUCGGUGAUCUUGGAUUUCAGGUAACCCGGACAGUCAUCCCGCCGCGUCUCGUGUCAGUCGACCAAGAUGACGUUGAAAUGGCAUCGUCGGUGUACUCUGACCCAGCGAUCGCACCCAGGAAGGCCGCGACGACUGCCGAGCCGAAACUCAGGGUCUCUGCCCCGACUUCGGGAUUUAGCGGCCCGAGGGAUGUCAGCGCCGAUGAGCAGAGUCAACACCAGAACUCUAAGGGCGUGGUGCGCUCUCGACGCUCGACGACGUCCAGGAGAUCAGCUGCGUCGAGCCGCUCGAGUGGAUCCAGGAAUCUUGGGUCAGCUUCGUCAGUGUCCGCGAGGUCUGGGCCCGCCCAAAUCGAGCUGAAUGUCUUGCGACAACAGCAGGAGUGGCAGGCCCGCAUGGAGCAGGAGCAACGCGAGUUUCCCGCCAGAGAACGCCUGGAUGCCUUGGAGGGCGAGCUCCUCUGGGAACAACGUGACCUGGACGCACGUCGCCAGAUCCAGGAACUCACGGAUCGUUUGGUCCACGCUGAGAUCGCCUGGGGAGAAGCGAAACGCCGUGCGCAGGACGUGGAAGCUCGCCAGACCCAGAGUUCCAAUGAAACUCAGGGGAUGACCCAGAGUAUCACGGAAGCUGUACGUCUCGAGCGUGAGCGCCUGGAUGCCGCCUACGCCGAGCGCUGGCAACAGCGCGAAGUCGAAGCCGACUCGGAGCGUGCGCGCUGGGUUUCCGAGACCUAUGCGGGCUGGAAGGAACAAAUGUCGACGAUGGAGCAGAAGAUCCAAGAGCUCGAAGCGGAAAAAGAGCGAGAGCGGGAGGCUUCCGAGAAUAUCCAGCGCUUCCACGCCGGCCAAGUGUGCGACCUUCGUGCAACAUUGGCCCAAGUUCAAGCGCGUCGCGCAACCGUCGCCCCUGAUUUGGCAACAAAUGUGAGGUCGUCAGUGGUUCAGAACCCUGAAGUUGCAACCCGACCCCAAGAAUCCAGUGGCGCAAUCAUCGGAAUCGCAAGUGUCGCAGGCCAGAGACGGGAGACAGCUGAUCCGAAGAACACUUCCGAAGUCGCCGCCUCCCAGCUAAGAGCGACCCUCGCGCAGACUUCCGCCGACACUUCCGGCAGAAUCGCGCGCGUCAAGCGGGGACAUGGCACUACGGAGACCAAGGUGACGCAGGAUGUCAAGCUUGAGCCUGUAUUUCUGGGGAAGACGUCGGAUCCCAGGAGAACAGCGGCCUCUAAGGCCUCGCAGGACUCAAAAACAGACUCCAAGCGCUCUGCGACCAAGAAACACCAGCAGAAGAAGAAGAAGCGUCAGGAUGUCAAUCCACCCUCAGACUCAGACCCAAGUUCCGAUUCCAGCGAUGAUGACUCGUCCUCCCAGAGUUCGGAUGACAGUUCGGACGAGAACCCUGGGGUUAACCUGACGGCGGCCUCUACGGCUCAAGCUGGCACUACGCUCCUGACGUUCCGACCAUACAUCAACUCGAAUACUCUGGAUCAAUUCGAUACUAAGGUGUCGCUCAGAGAACGCGUGCAUUGGUGGGAGCGUUUUGCGAACAUGGCGGCUCAGGGAGGUUGGUCUACGAAGAUGCGAAUUCAGGAACUCAAGCUGAAGCUCUCAGGAGCUGCGCGUGACUGGUUCAACCAGUUGCCCAAGCACACUCAGCGUGACUGGAAGGAGUUGGCGUCUGCAUUCAGGAAGAACUCAGAGAGCGCCCUGGAUUUCUUCUAUCGUCUGAACUCCGCCGCUGGGAAGGCUGACAUUGACUUUCGCAAGUCUUCGAAGCGUCUGGAGAAGCAUAUCCGGACGUUCAUCACGAAACUCAGGGACACGCGCCUCAAGACGUCGCUGCAAGGCCAGCGAUUCAGGAGUAUCGCUGAUCUAGAGUACGCCCUGGAACAGGACGAAGAUGUCUGGAGUCGCAGUGACCAUGAUGCUCCGCCACCCAGAGCUCGUGACUUUCGUACCGACAACAUUCCUCAGGGACGUUUCAAGCCGAAGCGACAAGGACGUGCGUAUGUGACUAGGGGCGAUGUCUCUGACUCUGAGUCAGACGAAGACCCUGAAAUUCACGCGCGUUUCCAGGAAAUCACGGACGAACCCAGAAUUUCAGCCCGAAGUGCGAGCGCGAAUUCAGGGUCAACUCGUGAGAUCUCUGGAGAGGAAGCUUCUACGUCUAGCGCUGGAAGCCUGGCGAGUAUGAAGGGUGCCGAGUGGGCUCAGACGCUGACGAACGAGGGCUAUCGCGUGAUGGAUAACAUGGGAUGGCGUCCACCGAACGCCCAGCCUGGACCGAACGCGAACUCUGGAUUCCGUUCCCCUCGCCGCGAGAACCGGAAUUGGGACAAGUUCUGCGAGAAGUGCGGUAAGUGGGGGCACCCAGAGGAAAACUGCUGGAAAGACGUGAAGUGUGAUCGCUGCCUGGAGAUGGGUCAUCCGACUCACUUGUGUCGCGCGCAACCGUGCAAGAACUGUGGCAAACUACAUCUCGGGAAACCGUGCAAAGACUGGAAGACACUGGAAGCUGUGAAGAAACUCGCCCGCCAAGGUGCACUGAAGGACAUGCCGAGCCAAAUCCUGGAUAAACUCCUGGAUGGCGAAGCAAACUCUGGGAGGCCGUCAAACCAAUAA